AUGGCGGACAACGACAGCCCCGUUACCCUGCGAACUCGCAAGUUCAUCCGUAACCCUCUUCUGGGUCGCAAGCAGAUGGUCGUUGACAUCCUUCACCCCAGCCGCCCCAACAUCUCCAAGGAGGAGCUCCGCGAGAAGCUGGGCGGCAUGUACAAGGCGCAGAAGGACCAGGUGCAGGUUUUCGGCCUGCGAACCCAGUUCGGCGGCGGCAAGACCACCGGCUUCGCCCUCAUCUACGACUCGCCCGAGGCUAUGAAGAAGUUCGAGCCCACCUACCGCCUUGUCCGUGUCGGCAUGGCCACCAAGCCCGAGCGCGCCAGCAGACAGCAGCGCAAGCAGCGCAAGAACCGACAGAAGACGCUCCGCGGCACAGCAAAGGUCAAGGGCGCCAAGGCAAAGAAGGACAAAUAA
Metarhizium album ARSEF 1941 is the source of this 411-nucleotide messenger RNA. RefSeq names its product 40S ribosomal protein S24. Gene Ontology annotation, molecular function: structural constituent of ribosome. Bases 1 to 411 code for a protein of 136 amino acids. Gene Ontology annotation, biological process: translation. The transcript is spliced from 3 exons. Lineage: Eukaryota; Fungi; Ascomycota; Sordariomycetes; Hypocreales; Clavicipitaceae. The record is from RefSeq and is a predicted model, not a curated record. Gene Ontology annotation, cellular component: ribosome.